GUCGAGGGAGCGAGUAAGAGUAGAUUCGACGAGUGUCUGCUGCUUCAACGUUUCUUUCUUUCCUCUCUGGUGUAAUAUGCGGGGUAUUUUAAUACAGUUGUGAAAAAAAUGUACACACAGUCUUGAACUGCUCAGCUGCGAGUGUACGUACGUGACAGUAGCUCCGCGUGCGUACGUUGACAAGUGGCAGCCACUUUAUCAACCCUUGAUAAGAGAUAAUAGACUUCGCGCGCGCAUAUGUAAGAGGAAGACACGAGUCGCUCUCUCAGCGCGCCGGCGAACCGCAUAACCAGCCCGCUGAUGCAUCUGCACUGCACAGUCGUGGUUAAUUUUUUUUCUCGUCCGCGACUGAAACGCGCGACUCUCUUUUAGCAUUGAUAUUUGCUCUAGUCUACUUUUUAUCUGUUAUACCUAUAGGUACUAUACUAUAAGAUGAGAUGAACGAGCACUGCGAGUACACAUAUAUUGUUGUAAAGAUUUGAAAAUAAAUGUAGGUUUUAGUCGCGGCUUUGAAAAACAUUUAGCGAUAUUUAGGACUAUAAUAAAUAUAAUGUAAUAAUCUAUUGAACAAUUCGAUAAAACCAAUCAAUACAAUGUAUGAUUGGAAAAGUAGACGAGGAAUAAGUAGAAGCAGACAAUUUUCAUGUAGAACCUAAAUUCUAGUCGGACUUAUAUGUUCUGCAAGCUAAUCUUCCGUACGGCUACUGUAACUACUGAUUUAUACCAUUUUUUCAUAAAAUACCUACAUCUCAUUAAAGAAAAGCAAAUAAGAAUCCACCCGCGAUAUGCUUAUACCUAAAACUCGAAAGCCAUCAGAAUUGCACGAACUUUUCGCGAAAAAGCUCGCAUCAUCGCACCGAAAGCUGUAUAUUUAUGCAUGAUGCAGCUUCGAAAAAUUGGUCAAGGUUGAGCACCACUGGCCGGCCAAACCUAACCUGCGCGCGGCGCGAUAUUUAUGUAACUUGGCCUGCUCUCGCGCCGAUGAAGGGCAGCUGAUCCUCCGCUGCACCCCGUGAUCCUCUACUUGAUCGCUCGUGUUCUGCAUGUGCGACGACGACCUCGACUCUCGCCGAGCUACCUGAACAGCUUCGCAGGUUACGGCUCUGGAUCCCCUAAGUAAAUUAGCCUAGUUUUUUCAUAUCGACGAGCAAUGGGCUCGAGCCAGAGCGCCCGCAAGCUGACGAUCGUCAACGAGGAGGACGACGUCAAUGUCAUCAGGAUUUCGGACGCCGUCGCCAAGAGGCUGGCCCAGAGCGCUGAGGCUGCCAACGAAAAACCAGCUGCCGCUGCUGCUGUGACGAGGGAAGCGGUCAGGGCUCCUGCACACGAACCCACGUCUGCUGCGGUGCCUGCCAGGAAUGCAGCUGCCAUGCAGGAGCUGUCCGAUGCCUACUAUCCAAACUUCACAAUAUCUGCUCUGGAGAUGCAGCAGCAGAAGGAGAGGGAACUCGCUGAUCAGGAGGCCUACUGGCAGAGACGCCUGCAGAACCUCGAGAGGACGCAUGAAAAAAUCAAUCGAGCUAUCGAUGAAGAGUACAAGAAGGCUCUCACGAUCUUUGACGACAGUAGAGUGAUCAAAGUCCAGGAUGCAGUGAAGCCAUGCAAUGUGAACAGGCAAAAAGUCUUAAAAUGCUACCAGGAUAAUCCAAAGGAAACACUGCGAUGCGCCGAUCUGGUGGAACAAUUUUCAAACUGCGUGGAUCAACGCCGAGCACAGCUGAUGCGAUGCAAUUAAUACCUGCCAGCUAGUGUUGAAAAGAGAAAAAUGUAAAAAAAAAUUUGUUUUGCUCACCAGGAAAUACAUAACUCCUAGUUGUUGGUAAUUUACAAUAAUUUAUGACUUUGUGGAAUAUUUUGAAAGAUGGUGUAUGACAUGUGUGAAUGCGAGUUCCAGCAACUGUAUAAUAAAUAAACCAAGUUUGACGGUUGUGUUAUUUCAAAUCUCCACAGGGAUUGGUCAAGAGAAAGCUUAUGGACUUUGAAUUCGUCGGGGUCCUUAGAAUAUUUUUAUUAAAUAAAAUAUUACAAAUGGAAAAAUGAA
Molecule: messenger RNA, 2041 nt
Organism: Nasonia vitripennis (jewel wasp)
Lineage: Eukaryota; Metazoa; Arthropoda; Insecta; Hymenoptera; Pteromalidae
Gene: Chchd3
Product: MICOS complex subunit mic25a
Exons: 3
Coding region: 1151-1735 (194 amino acids)
Biological process (GO): inner mitochondrial membrane organization
Cellular component (GO): MICOS complex
Source: RefSeq, a predicted model, not a curated record